Molecule: messenger RNA, 2206 nt
Organism: Cololabis saira (Pacific saury)
Lineage: Eukaryota; Metazoa; Chordata; Actinopteri; Beloniformes; Belonidae
Gene: dnajc30b
Product: DnaJ (Hsp40) homolog, subfamily C, member 30b
Exons: 1
Coding region: 26-1147 (373 amino acids)
Source: RefSeq, a predicted model, not a curated record
CCUGCUGGUCGCCGGACCAGUAAAGAUGGCAGAGGUCGGUCACCGGCUCGGGGCCGGGGCCUGCCGGCUGGCCGCUCUCAGGACCCCCCUGAGCUCCGGCAUGCGCCUCGGAUAUCUCUCUGCUGGCUGUGUUUCCGGGAAUGAUGAAGUUCACGAAUCAGCUCAGGCUGGAAACGAAGUUCAGACGUUGUCAAGAAGCAGCAGGUCACAGAAACUUCCCAGGUGCAGGAGAGCAGAAAAGCAACGAAAACCUGGAACUUCACUUUGUGCCACAUCUUUAUCCUCCCGUUUCACAAGGCGUGCUGACACCAGAGAGGGUCUGCUUUGCACAGCGAGCCUCUGCUUCUCUGCAGGGCUGUUCCAGGAGAAACUGCUGCCAUGCAGGCUCAGGAGAGCUGUUUCCAUUCACCCCAACACCUCCAUGUCCUCUCAGCAGAUCAGAGCUGUUUGCACUGUCGUCUUCAUUCUGGCAGAGCAGGGAUUAGAGAGGCCUGGGUGUGGAUCCAGACUGAAACCCUUGAAAUGUGGCCCUAACACCCUGGGGCUGUCAAAGACGACAGCAAGAGGCUACAGCUUCAGGUCAGGUGAGCCUCCCCUGCUCCAAAAAACCAGGACUGCCUAUUAUGACAUUCUCAAAGUGACUCCUAGUGCCACGCAGUCGCAGAUCAAGACGGCGUACUACAAGCAGUCCUUCAUCUACCACCCUGACAAGAACCCGGGUAGCAAAGAGGCCACCCAGCGCUUCUCUGAGAUCAGUGAGGCUUAUACCGUUCUGGGCAACAUCAGCCUGAGGAGGAAGUACGACCGGGGAAUCCUGAGCCAGUCUGACGUCCAGGGAGCAGGGAGACCGUCCUCCAAUGACACCACAAGCAAAUCCACAAAGUCCCAGCAGCAGCGACAGCAGCAGAGGACCAGGCCGUUCUCCCAAGCAGGCGGGAAGCCCAUGUUUGAUUUUGAUGCCUUUUACCAGGCUCAUUAUGGGGAGCAGCUUCAGAGAGAGAGGGACAUGAGAGCCAGGAAGCAGCGCAUGGAGGAGAUCCAGAAGGUCAACCAGAGCAGGUGGAGGGAGCAGAAAGUGAUGGAGCUGGCACUGACCAUGAUCUUCGCCAUGGCGGCACUCAUUUUAUUCAGUAUCGCCAAACCCUGAGAUAGCAGCCACAGCCACAGCCUGACGCGUCCUCUCUGGAGCUUCAGUGAUUUCUCAGGGGGUUGAGAUGAAGACAGAGGACCUGACCGUUUUUCAAAUGUUGCACAGAUUCAGACACUUGAAAUGAUUGUUUUUAGUCUGCAGGAGUGAAUAAACCUCAUUGCUUUAAGUAUUUUGAUGGUUUAAAGGAAAAUGAGGCUUUUAUUUUGUAAAUAAAAUAGGUUCUUUAUUUUACUUGAGACAUGGUUCUCUAUCACUUAUACUGAAAACACAUCAGAAAUUGAUCUUUUAAAAGCCUUAUGAACACACGUAAAGCGCACAUCAGACAUGAUCCUUUUUUAUGUCUGUGUGCAUUUGGGACGAGGAUGGCUUGCAAAAUUGUGAAUAUGGUGUAAAGGAGCAACAAAACCUUCAUGUUACAUAUAGGGUCUAAAAAUAGAAAAUGAAUAAACAUUACAGAUAUCCAUCUGAAAAGAAGUAAUGAAUCAAAAAGGUGGUACUUCAAAUGAAAGCUGCUUAUUUGUAACAGGAUCUGGACUUAUUUAUUCUUGAAAUAAUUUGAUUAUGUAGGCGACGUCAUAACAAUGGUAACAUAUUUUAUGUUGGACUUACUAACAUGUUGUUUAUUCAAAAUCACAUUAUUACAGAUUCAUUUCAGAGAAAGUCAAGUAUGAAGUAUGCACAAGUGCAUGUGUGAAGCUGCUUAAAACGAUAGCAUAUUUAAUAUUAAGGUAUAAAUCUGAACAACUUUCAGCAGCUUUAAUUGAUUUCUUUUCAUUCAAAUCCUCUUCAUCAAGAGGAUGACAAAAGGACUUUUCAAGCCAAACAACUGACAAGGCCUUCACUUUUUUCUUUACACUGGAUCUGUAAUAUGGAAAUGCCCUGACAGUGUAGUUUGAGGUUUGUGUUGUUGGGAAACGUUUGCACCUUCUUAUCAUGUUCCUGCAGGUAUUUGGAUGUAUAUGUGUAUGUAGUGUACAUACGGAAACAUCAAUAGAAUUCACAUGUCAGAAUUUUAAAAUGCUUUAUUUUAAAGGAAGCAAUAUUUAAAUAAACUGA